UAUCUGACGCCAUAUUCAAAUCGAAGCUCACACCCACAAGACACACACCUGAUUGAUUGAUUCCUUUCCCUCGUAAGCACAUUGUUUGGGAUAUUUCAAAUUUGAAGAAAAAAAACCAAAGAAAAGAAGACUCAGACCCACCACCUCUCUCUCUCUCUUUCUCGGGAAAAUCUCUGUAGGUUCCUCCAUCGCUGUUCCUCCUUGAAUUGCCACCAAUAAAAAUUCAAAUUUAUAAUUUGAUACCAACACCACUCUUCAUAAUUGAAACAAAGCCACCACCUACAUACAGUACAUUUCUUAGCUCUGGAGUCUCUAUCGAGUAGCAAUGGGUUGUCUCUUCCCUUGCUUCCGUGCCAGAGCCGCCCAAUCUACUACUAACAGCCCCGUCUCUCAAAGAGGUCAUGCAUCAAAGAAGAAUCGUUUGUCAGAUUUGUUUCUCUCUGAAGAAGAGAAAGCACCUCCUUCGCCUUGUAUUCAUACGGACAAAGAUCUCAAUGAUGAGGCUCAGUUUCUUAAAGCUAGCGACACAACACCAGCCACACCGGUUAAAAUUAAGAAAGCACCCGAAAACCUGGAAACUCCUCAACGUGGAAAACAGUUUACAUCGUCCCAGUUUGAUUCUUGGAUCUCCAGUAACUCUGAUGCAGUGAUUCACUUGGAUGAGAAAACACCUGAACCCUGUGGAGAAGAGGUUUCAGAGCAAACUCCUAGCAGUUGCAUAACUGAUUCCCAAAACAGUGCAAAGAUCUCCACUGGGAAUAGCGAUGCUGGUGAAGAAAGCCAAGGAAGCAUUGGUACUGCUUUCAGGGAUGGGGUGGAUAGAACUAUCAAGGUGCCACUUAGAGCUGAAAACAUCACGGGAAAAAUAAAGUCAGUUCGGUUUGAAUGUGAUUUUGAUCAGUCUUACUCUUCUCGUUCUUCCAAGAACACCAAUUCAAAGAUACCUGAGAAGGCUGGAGAAAGUACUCUCUCAGUAACUUGUGAGGGAAAGUUGGAAGACAGCUCAGCUAGUGUUUCUCCUUGGGUGAAGCAAAGUGAAGAGAAGAGUAACAAUAACAUAUCUACUAUAACCUCUAGGGACAGGCCUAUUAUCGGAAUGGUUGCAGCUCACUGGAAUGAGAAAGAGCAAUCACAAAUCUCACCCAAAUGGUGGGAUGGUAAUGGGAUACCAAACUCUACAAACAAGUACAAAGAGGACCAGAAGGUGAGUUGGCACGCAACACCUUUCGAGGAGAGACUGGAGAAAGCACUUUCAGAAGAAGGUGGCCAAGGUUUCAUCUCUUCAAGACCUGUUGUUAUGCAGAAAACUUGAAGUAAUGGAAGAUAAAGAAAGGGACACAGCUAUAUCACAGCUGCAUCAUUCAGCGCAAUCAACGUCAAUCGUUUCCUUUUGAACAACGUGUGGUAUAUGAUACGUAGAAUAAUCUAUAUAGCAGGGUGGUUCAUGGUUUCGUAUUGGCUUUCUAUUAUCUCACAUGAUAAUAUAUGCAGUGUCAUUUUUCUGCAAGUCUUGAGUGAUUUGGCUGUCAAGUGAUUGGGUUUUUAGAUUCUUAUAUGGUUCAUUAUCUACAUAUUCCGGCUUCUCCUUUUGAUCCAUACUUUAGGCUGAUUCUGUUGAGAGGGAAGUUCUUUGAUUGAAAAGAAAUUGUUUACUUUCAGAUCCUGAAAUAAAGCAAAGGAAAACCCACAUCAAGCCCUCUAGUCAAGUAAUCUCUUGCCAUUUCGGUUGUGGUGGUGUCGUCUCUCUACUUGGCAGAGUUUUGUUUAGACAAAAAAAGCUCUUUAAUGGGUCCAUAUACUUUUGCUCAUUUGAUAUGUUGUGCCAACCCUGUGGUCCACACUUACAAACUUAUCAUUUGUUAUAUAAGCUGCAAGAAACCAUCACACAAGCAUAUGUAGAUAUUUGUCAGAAUAUGGAUCGAUUGGUGUAUGUAGGAAAAAUAGAUAAGAAAAUGCAAUGACAUUUAGCUAUAUACUUCAUUUGUUUCUGAAAAAGUGUCAUUUUAUCAUUUUUUGUUACAUAAAAAAUAUCAUUUUAGAAUUCCAAUAUAUUAUAUACUUAUUUUUAGCUGAAUACUAAUUGUAAAAUGCAUUUAUCUAAAAAAUAAAUUUAUUUAUCUUAAAUACUAUUGGUUCAACAAAUGUAAUUAAUGAAAACAUAAAUGCAUUUCUAUCAUUUUCUUAAUAUGUGUGAAAAAUGUCUAAAUUACACUCAAUGUACAUAAAGUUUAAUUAUAAAAUCUAACAAUGAGUAAAUCAUAUGGCUAUUAAAAUUUUAGUAUUUUUUAUUUAUAAACUUGAGAUCUUACAAAUAUUUUGUCAAGUCAGACAACACCUACCAGAAAAACCAAUUGAGACAUGUGGUUCACUGGUUCAAUAAAACCGUUGAGCUCAUUCUCUCACGUUUUAUUUUGGCUCCACCUACCUACUUAAAAGUUUAAACCACCCAUCCUUGUUUCCUCCUCUCUGUCUUUCGUCCUUUGUUUUUCUUUUGCCUUUAAAACACAAAUCAUACAUAAUCAACUUUGAUCAAAAAAAAAAAAAUCAUACAUAAUCAACUAUACUGUGGUUCAAAAAAAAACAUAAUCAACUAUACAACUAGUUGUUUUUCUUAUCUUGGUUUUGUUUACACUCAGUAGCGGAUCCAUUUUCAUUGGGGCACAUUCACUAUUAACAAAAUUUAUUCAACUGUUGUAUAGGUUUAACCUUUAAUGUGAAUAAAACUGCAAAUAGUAUUUCUUCUAUUUCAGAACUAUAUAGUAUAUAUAAAUAUAUACCAAAUGGAUCCACAUUGUUCAACUUUUAUGAACAUAUAUAUGUUUAAUUUAAUGUAUGAGGUAGAACUAACAAAAAAAAAAUUAGUUGUCUAACUGCGCCUUACAUAAGGGGUUCGAACCCACAAAUGGGUUAGGCUGACAUGAAAGAUAUAGACAUCUGGCCAAUCAAAUCCGUUGAUGUAGAAUAUCUGAGUCAUUACAUAAAAUGUAUAGAAACAAUAUGCUGAAAUAUAGGUAAUCAAAUACAUACAUAGAAAAUUGCCAAAUCUCU
Molecule: messenger RNA, 3048 nt
Organism: Brassica rapa (field mustard)
Lineage: Eukaryota; Viridiplantae; Streptophyta; Magnoliopsida; Brassicales; Brassicaceae
Product: protein JASON
Biological process (GO): male meiosis II
Source: RefSeq, a predicted model, not a curated record